Molecule: messenger RNA, 1472 nt
Organism: Haemonchus placei
Lineage: Eukaryota; Metazoa; Nematoda; Chromadorea; Rhabditida; Trichostrongylidae
Source: the annotation of a GenBank genome assembly
GAUUCGCCAUGAUAGGUCUAUUCUCCAGUAUUGCUAAAGAUCUCUUGAAACGUGGAGAUGCAUGUUCGGAUAGUCCCUUUUACGCCGAAGAAACAAUAUGGUUCGAGGUACUGAAACGAUGUGACGGUCGCACACUAAACAAUGUGGAUCAGGCUUGUCAACUCUUUCACAGAAUUCUGAAACAACCACAGUUUUGGAUUGAGAAGUGUGAAUAUGACAAUGUUGGUAUUCCACCGCUAAGCUGGAGAAAGUUUUUCCGACAAAAAGAGCUAAACGAGCCAAAUGAGCAAGGCGAAUCAUCUGUGGCACAUUCUUUCGAUUACAAAAAAAUAUUCUAUCGGCGACCAUAUAAUCGUAAUCUGGCUAUCGAAUUGGAUAACACUUCUACAAUAAAGAAACUGGAAAAGAAAGGAAUGCAUUUUCAAAGUCAGGGCGAUGGCAUAAUAGUCGAGCAUCCCCCUAUGUUCUGCACCGAUGAGGUGCCUGUCUGCUUUGCUACGAGCUACGAGUGGUGCCACAGGUUUUUCGAGAUUGAUUUGGAGAAAGCGGGAGUCGAGGGAUGGGUGAUGGACGUUAUCCGACCAAUUAUCACUGUUCGUGAACGGUGUGCUUGCAGAGAAGACUGUGGUGCUGUUUACGAACUCAAAUUGCAACUCUUGAAAAGAGAUGAGAAUUAUGAUAAAAAUGUCAUCCUACCGCGUUUCCCUACACAAUCCAGGUUUUGGGGCCAGUGGGAAGGUACGUUUCUUUGUUCAUACUUUUUAUCAGUUUUCAGUUUCAUUGAGAAUUCUUCAGGUGGAAAGUCCUGGGAAACAGUCGAGCAUGUGUUCUCUGAUUAUCCUUGCGGUAUGCGUAAGUUGGCUGUCAUGAGUCGCGGGAAAGAUAGUCAGUUUUGGGCAGGACAUUAUGGUGCAAAAUUCGGCGCAACGGAAGUGAUUGUCACCUUCCCGGAUAACCCGAGGAAGUUGUCUGCAGAAGAUUUUCCGGAUGAAGAGAAGAAGCUCCUAGAUUAUGACUACUAUGUCGCGGACAGAAUUGACAAAGCGCUCAUUCUUCUCUAUUCGGGAAAGAAGAAUUGUAGAAACACUUCGCGUAUUGAGGACUUACCGGCAGAUGGCUUUUUCCAACUUCAUUUCCGUAUUCUUGGAGGGAAAGGAGGAUUCGGUUCUCUUCUUCGAUCCUUCCGUGUUAACAAAAGUACGAAUCAGUUGAUGUGUCGUGAUCUGAAUGGUCGACGUCUCGCGUCUAUCGAUGAAGAGCAGCGACUGAAGAGGUGGAUUGAGAGAACAGCAGAACGCGAAAGAGAAAAAAUUGCAAAAAAGAAGGCCAAGUAUGAGAAGUUAAAGUCUGGUCCCCCGAAGCAUAUGUUUCAUGACCCUGAGUAUAUGCGACAAAAGGAAACUAUAAUUGAGAAGACCGAAGAAGCAUUUGAAGCAGGUUUGAUUGCGUUUGGCCGAGUUAAUAAGUAUUAA